AUGAGAAACGACAUCCUCCGCCUCUGGUUGGUGGUGCAGCGCCAUGCGAUUCCUGAAGUCCGAGUCGUCUUCGCCGUGAAACUCAACAACGAACCGACGAUUGCACAUCUGCUCGAACAAGUCAACGAGAUCAUUCCUCUCGAAAGUGGCGACUGGGGUCUUGAGGAUUAUGCUGUUGAGCUCCGCGACAUUGAUGGCCGUGGAUUUGAAUGCCUGCAUUUUCAGCAAGUUUCCGCAGUCUUGAAGAAUGACGAGGAAGUCUUCAUUCGUUCACUGGUCACGGAUGACCGGCGAAAACGCCGGCUAAGCGGUCGGCACCAGAUCUCGCGGGACGGCAAGCACCUGAUUGACGGGGUAGCUUUUGGACGCCCGCGACUGAAGGCGCCAAGGGACCGUCCUCCCGUCAAUAUUCCGCCGCUGAAGCGCCGGAGAAUUGCUUACGAAACCGAAGAAAGCGACGACGAGGAGCCUCAGUUUCUCCUUACCGAAGCCGGGGAGCAGGGUCAAGACGACGGACGAGCCCCGAGUCGCACAAGGUUUACGAGUCGCACAAGGUUCAGCAAUGCAGAUGACGGUGGUUUCGAAGGAGAUGAAGAAGAUGAGGACGACGAGUUUUUAGACGAGAAUAGCGAGAAUAGCGACGGGGAUGCCGACCUUGACGGGGACGAGAUCGACCCCUCUGAGGUUGACGAGGAGCUUCGAGAUCUUCUAUCCGACAAUCAGCAGUAUCGGGAUGCGCAUUCCAAAGAACAUACGGACGAGCAAAGCCCAAUGCCGAGCAAGGAAACGACUAGCCUCCCGAACCAGAUCCGCACUAGCAAGGCUACGGCUCUGAGAGCGGCUUUUCCUACAGCCCCAGUUGACACUUGCGAGACGGCGAUCAUCGCCUGCAACUAUAGCCUGGAAGAGGCAUACGAGUGGAUGCAGCGGUAUUACAAAUACAGCCCGGCUACUACCCUUGGGACCGUACUCACGUCCGCCAACGCGCCACCUCCAGGGGAGAAGACGGUAACCGAGCAAGAUGAUGGUGAAAGUGAUAGCGGAGCGGAAACUGAUGGUUCCGUCGUGAAACACUACGACCAGCACGGCUUUCCUAGCGGGUCAAUUCUGGAUGGCACCGCUUCAAAGCAGGUUGCGGAGGCGCUGCGUAAGUCUGGACAUCCGGUGAAACCACCAGUCCAUACCAAGUUUGACGAAACUCCCGAGUCCAAUCCAAACGAAGGGGGUGGCGAGCUGCAUAACACGACACACAGUAGCAGUCGGUCCUCUUCUGCUGCGAGGCUGCCCGCCAAAGCAAACGAAGACAAGAGUGACGACGAUGGCGACAGCGGUCCAGAGGUCAUCUCCUCGAAGAAGCCAACGAUCUCUGCCGGAGCCAAGCCCGCCAGCAGCGACCGGUCCUCUGUCGCCAGUGAUGCGGAAAGUGAUAGCGAGAGCGAUGGCAGCAGCGAGAGCGACAGUGAGGACGGCAGCGAGAGCGGCGACAGCAUCGACGGCAGCGACAGUAGUGACGGCAGCGAUGAGAGCGAUGGCAGUGACCUCAGCGACAGCAGUGACGACACCGACGGUAGUGACGGCAGCGGUAGCAGUGACGGCAGUGACGACAGUGGCGACACCGACGGCACUGACAGCAGUGACGGCAGCGAUAGUAGUGGCAGUGGAACCUCAGCCAAAGCUGGCGAUUCUCCCGGCAAGAAGGGCUCCUCCCAAGGGAAUAGAGGGAACUCUAGCCACCCCUCAGCCGGGAAAGCGGCCACAUCUGGUGCCAGCUCGCUCAGUGCAAACAAAGCCGCCUCUCUCCGUGAAAGAUCCGCCCCGCAGCCCUCGAUUGAGCCUGAGAGCCGCCAGCCCGUCCCGACUCCGUCAGAGACGCCAAAGCCAGUGCCACCUAGACAAGGGAAGCUGAGCACGCAGAAAAGAAAUGCUCGUAGGAGGGCAGUUUUGAGAGCGCAAAAGGCUGCCCUAAGGGGGGAAUCACUCCCACAAUCAGCCGAUGUGCCCAGUGGUUUGUCUCAGGGCCAGGCUCAGGACCUUCGGGAUUCUAUCGCCGCGAAGAAAGCGUCACUGCUCCAGAGCCUCGAUGCAUGCGUAACAGAAGGGUUACUCCCACCGCAGUUCGAAGAACAGGCCAACGGCGAGUCAGAUGCGGGCCCGAUUCCUCCGAACCUGUCUGUAACAGAUGGCCAAGUUCCAGAUGCACAGCAGGCGCCGCAAAAAAACCGGGAGGCCUGGCGAGACAGUGUCGUAUACCGCGCAGUUGAGUGUUGCCAUGAUGGUGUGGAGCUCAGCGAGCCCCCCUUCCCCUUCGUUCAGCGAUGGGAUCCACAGCAGCAGUAUUACCAUAAAGGCGGACGUCCCAAACGUAAACAACGCCAUCAGGCAGGGUUCUCUGAUGAGGAGGGCACUCAAGACGCCAAAAGAAGAAAGCAAUCUGAUACCCGUGAUCCGAACGGUCGUCAGGACCAUGAUCUUGGUUAUGACGACACAGUUUUGAACUACGAUGAAGAAGAGCAGGAGAGCCUGAGGCAUGCGAAACAAGAGGCGCUGCAAACUGCGGAUGAGGAUGAUUUACCCCCGCUCCCAGCUGAUAUUUCAGCUUUGCCUGCCCUAGAGCCCGGCAAAGUGGAACCCGGCAUGGUGCUCACAUGGAAGCAGUGGGUGCUUUCAAAGGCCACCAACUGGCAGCCACAAGUAUCCAACCUUACGGGCAUUGUGGCUGCCGUUCCGGAUGAUGGCUCAUUGACUGUCCGUCUCGCCAAAAGAGAUUGGAACCUCGACCACAAUGAGAAGGUGUACGACGAGGAUGGCAACAGAAUCUACGACAAAUUUGAAUUGCCUGGAAUGGAUGAAGAGGAGGAAGAAGUUGAAGAAGGAUUUCGGACUCUUGAGAUCAAGGAUAUGAUUGAGCCACGAAUUCUCGCACCUAUUUCUCAGAUACCUGCCCCUAUGCCUAGCGUUGAGCAGCCAGCUGGCUCCCCUGGCAAGGACUCAACCCCUGACGCCGUCAAAAACACCCAGCAUACUAGCGACAGUGGAUCUAGGACGCUGAGCAACGAGGUGCCAGUGGGACGUGAAGCUGUAUCCCAAGAGAUUGACACUGAGCUUCCAGCGACCACUAGCCAGGGCAUCAUCUCGGAGGCAAGCCAGGAAGUGUCGCCGCAACUCCCUGAUCCUUAA
Molecule: messenger RNA, 3177 nt
Organism: Canariomyces notabilis
Lineage: Eukaryota; Fungi; Ascomycota; Sordariomycetes; Sordariales; Chaetomiaceae
Exons: 2
Coding region: 1-3177 (1058 amino acids)
Source: RefSeq, a predicted model, not a curated record